Pieris napi is the source of this 2781-nucleotide messenger RNA. Its product is annotated as inactive dipeptidyl peptidase 10. The transcript is spliced from 17 exons. Gene Ontology annotation, biological process: proteolysis. The record is from RefSeq and is a predicted model, not a curated record. Gene Ontology annotation, molecular function: dipeptidyl-peptidase activity; serine-type peptidase activity. Bases 38 to 2698 code for a protein of 886 amino acids. NCBI's taxonomy places the organism in Eukaryota, Metazoa, Arthropoda, Insecta, Lepidoptera, Pieridae.
GGCGCGGUGGCGGGCGCGCGCGCGGUGCCGGCGGCGCAUGCACGCCACCGGCCAUACAGACCGCUCGGGCGGCGGCGGAGGUGGCUCCUGGCGCCUCCCGCCCGACGAGACUCUACAAGUCGCCGACCCCAAGUCUGCCAAAGAAGAGGACCUCUACCCCGGAGAUGGACACAAUUGGAGAAGCAUCAUAUUUUCGUUGAUGGUCAUAAGUUUUGUGAUCGCCGGAAUAGUCACAGCUAUCUACCUAUUAGGAUAUGUGGACGAACUACUAUAUUGGUCGGGUCGUCGUAUGCGAUUGGACGAGUUUCUUCGCGGUGACCUGGCGGGCGAGCGGCUGCCCACCACGUGGGUGAGCGCACACCAGUUGGUCUACCAGGCGGAUGACGGCGGACUGCUGGCCCUGAACACUUUCAACAAUUCCCUCACCGUACUCGUUACAAAUCAUACCCUUAGACAACUAAACGUUCGCGGAUAUCAGUGUUCGCCUAAUCUUCGGUAUGUCCUUUUUCAACACAACAUCAAAGAGGUGUAUCGAAGAACUUUUACUGCGCACUACACGGUAUACGAUGUCACGAACGAUCACCACAUACCACUCUUCGGUGAGGGACAAGGUAGUUGGGAGUGGCAGCAUGCAGCUUGGCUUGGUACGGAGGGUGCUCUCCUUCUGGCAGCAGACAAUGAAGUCCUGGCUCGACCAGCACCUCCAGCAAAAAGAGCACCUUUACUUCGUCUCACUAAGGAUGCAAGACCUGGCAGCGUGUAUAAUGGAGUGUCAGAUUGGUUGUAUCAAGAGGAGGUGACAAAGACGGCAACAGCGACUUGGGGCUCAGCGGAUGGUGCGUUCGUGAUGUACGUCCGAUAUGAUGACAGUCUGGUAUCUGAAUUACGGCUGCCUCGCAUGUCCGAGGGUAUCGGAGGAGCCGUGGCGGCCAGGUCAGGCUAUCUGCUGCCGGCAUUCAACAACACCGUGCCUAAUAUCUUCCCAGACCACAUCAGUAUUAGAUAUCCUACGCCUGGCAGUUCAAUACCCAAAGCCAUACUAUGGAUAGGCGAGGUUCAAAACGUAACGUCACCUCCGCGAUGGGAAGUAAAACCUCCUAGUACCUUAGAUGGAAUGGAAUACUAUCUCAUAUCAGCCCAGUGGGUGGGCAAAGAAAACUCGCAUGUAGGUGUAGUGUGGAUGAACCGGGCGCAAAAUCUCACAGUUUAUAGCAGUUGUUACGCACCCAAUUGGACAUGCACUGAGACACAUUCCGAGAAAGCAACAGAUGAGCCAUGGUUAGAAGUUCAUCAAAAGCCAGUGUACUCUGAAGACGGUAGUGCCUUCCUUCUGCUAGCCGCAGUGCAAGAAGGUGGUGGACAGUACUACACGCAUAUCAAACAUGUCGACGUGUUACGACAACGUAUCGCAGUACUUUCCCAUGGAAAAGUGGAAGUGGCUGAAAUCCUGGCAUGGGACCAGGAAAACAAUUUAGUUUAUUAUUUAGGUUUAGACAGAGAAAAAUUGUACAUACCUAACCUGCGUCCUGAUAUGGUCAAGGAAGCAAAUCAAAGUAGUGCUGACAGACCUGGUCAAAGACACGUGUAUGUGGUAAGGGACCCAAGUUAUGGUGGUGGAAGUAACUCAGUGAGGGCCAGAGCUGAGAGAGAAGAACCUCGUUGCCUUACAUGUGAGCUAGCUGUGUGGCCUGCACGGCUUCACUAUGCCAACUGCACUUUUUGGAGUGCGACAUUCACCCCUCCAAAACCAAAAGUGGGCAUUACUCAUUAUGUCCUGGAGUGUGGUGGCCCUGGACCUCCAUUAGCAGGACUACAUGACGCUAGAACACAUAAGUUAGAAAGAAUAUUAUAUGACACGAGGCCUUAUAGAUCAGUACGUUUACGUGAACUAGCGCUGCCUUCGCGGCGUUCGUUCGACGUAAAAUUAAGCAGCGGCUCCAAAGCGCGCGUUCAGCUGUUUCUACCACCCUCAUGGAGAGAGGAGUUAAGGGAUGCUGCUUUUCCCGUUCUUGUUCAAGUUGAUGGCAGACCUGGUAGCCAGCAGGUGACUGAUAAAUUCGCAGUGGACUGGGGUACGUACAUGUCGUCACGUAACGACGUCGUGUACGUGAAGUUGGACGUUGCGGGCGCCAGAGGUCUCCCCAGGGCCUUAUUAAGAGGCCGAUUGGGAGGAGUAGAAGUCGCUGAUCAGCUGGCUGUUAUUAGAUAUCUUCUAGAAACAUUUAAGUUCCUAGACGUAACGCGAGUAGCAGUUUGGGGCUGGGGCUACGGCGGAUACGUGACCGCCAUGUUGCUUGGCUCACAGCAAGACACGCUCAAGUGCGGCAUCGCUGUCUCGCCUAUUACCGACUGGCUCUAUUAUAACUCGGCAUUCACGGAGCGAGUGCUCGGCCAGCCUUCAGUGAACUACAAAGGCUACGUGGAGGCAGACGCGUCCCAACGCGCGCAUCACGUGCCCCCGCACGCCUUGUACCUCGUGCACGGCCUGGCCGACAUGAGCGCGCCCUAUCCGCACGCGCUGCAGCUCGCGCGCGCUCUCACCGACGCCGGUGUGCUGUUCCGUUAUCAGGUAUACGCAGACGAAGGUCACGACCUCAAAGGCGUCAUAGAGCACGUGUAUCGGUCGAUGGAAGACUAUCUUCGCGAGUGCCUCUCUCUGGACCCGGAAGACACCAAGCUGCCUCCUCCCGAUAGAUAAAGACUGCCAGGUAAAAACGGUAAUACAGUUGAGCUGAGUUUAUAUUACGAAUUUAGUCAUAUAUUUAGUAAUUGCUUUACAAU